AUGGUGGGGGAAAGGGAUCUCAUUGGAAGCUCUGACUCCGACUUCAAGACUCACCCCUUCGACCCGUGCAACCUGUGCCUCAAGAGCCGGGCUAGGAUGAGAUUUAGAGACAAGGAUUUGCCUGAGAAUGUACAAACUGGCAAGACCGUUGCUACCAUCCUCUCUCCCAGCUGCUGCGGCGGUAGUGACCCUUUGCUGACAUUGUCUGCCUACCUCAAUUGCUUAACCAGGCUGACGCCGAGUACCACCGGGGAGCUGGUCUCGUUCUUUCACGAUUUUGGCAUAGAGUUGCACGGUUAUGCUUUGAAGUCGUUGUCUCCACUGGGCAUCUCUCUUUCCACUUCACAUCCCAACAGUCCCGAAUGGGACCGUCUUGAUGGCACAGGCCUAGAUACUGUCUGUGGCAUCCGUGGUUCCGAGUCUCUCAACGCAACGCAUGACCAUCUGAAGAGUCUACCUAAACAAUUUGGAGACAACUUGGGUCAUUUACAUCGCCAUCCACAAUUGUUGCCAACUAUCUAUCAUUCGCAUGCCCUCAACCCCUCGUCUUUGACUACACGAUUUUUCACUUCUUGA
Messenger RNA from Babesia bigemina, 576 nucleotides. RefSeq lists its product as hypothetical. The record is from RefSeq and is a predicted model, not a curated record. The transcript is spliced from 2 exons. Lineage: Eukaryota; Apicomplexa; Aconoidasida; Piroplasmida; Babesiidae. The coding region runs from base 1 to 576 and encodes 191 amino acids.